AUGAAAUUAGAUCAGAAUACAGUUUGCUUAGUUACAGGAGGAGCUUCAGGUUUAGGAUUGGCUACAGUUUUAGCCUUUUUGGCAAAAGGAUGCAAAGUAGUCAUUGCAGAUUUCAAUUAAGAAGCUGGCGAUAAAAUUUUAUCAGAGUAGAAUACCCCCAAUUUGAAAUUCUUUAAGACUGAUGUUUCAAAUGAAGAAAAUGUUAUCAAAUUGAUUAAAUACACAGUAAGUGAAUUUGGUGGAAUUCACAUUGUUGUAAAUUCAGCUGGUGUCAUUUCUGCUGGAUACUUGGUCACAUCCAAAGGAACUAUUCCAGUCGAUGAAAUGAUGAGAGUCUUGAAAAUCAAUGUUGUUGGAACCUUCAAUGUAUCAAAACAUGCAGCCGUAGAAAUGAUAAAAUAAGAACCAUAAGGAGAAUUCAAAGAGAGAGGUGUGAUAAUUAAUGUUGCCAGUCUUGCAGGCAUUGAAGGAUAAAAAGGUCAAACUGUUUAUUCUGCCAGCAAGGGAGCCGUGAUUGGAAUGACAUUACCUAUGGCAAGAGAUUUAGGAAAGUAUGGAAUCAGAGUUAUGACUUUGGCACCUGGAGUUUUCUAAACUCCAAUGGGACAUAAUUUAUCAGAAAAGGUUUUGGCUCCAUUGAGAAAAUCAGCUGCUUUGGAGAGAUUUGGUUAACCUUCUGAAUUUGCUGAUUCUGUUAUUGGAAUAUGUUAAUGCUCAUACCUAACAGGAGAAGUCAUUAGACUAGAUGGCGGAAGCAGAUUACCAAACUUUUGAGUAUCUUAAGCAAUAAACAUUUAUUUUAACAUUGUUUAUUAUAUAA
This is a messenger RNA of Paramecium tetraurelia, 820 nucleotides long. RefSeq lists its product as uncharacterized. The transcript has 3 exons. Gene Ontology annotation, molecular function: oxidoreductase activity. The record is from RefSeq and is a predicted model, not a curated record. Lineage: Eukaryota; Ciliophora; Oligohymenophorea; Peniculida; Parameciidae.